GAUUUGGCCCGGUGUAUCUGUGAUCAUGGCGGAUGAACGCUGUCGAUUUGUAUAAUGGAAACAGCCUCUGAUUCACGAAAACGACCAUUAGAUAGUGAAUCUGAAUCAGGCAUUUUGAAAAAAUCACUUCAAAGAAUGGAUUGUACCGGAACCGACAAUAUCUACCUCAAAGUAUUGGUGCCUUCCGUAGCAGCAGGUGCCAUUAUUGGCAAGGGUGGAGAAACGAUAACACAGAUACAAAAAGAUACUGGGGCCAAUAUCAAAAUGUCGAAAUCCAACGAUUAUUAUCCAGGCACGACAGAACGAGUCUGCCUAAUCACAGGAUCACCGGACGCCGUUCGUACUGUACAUAACUUCGUUAUGGAAAAGAUUAGAGAUAAACCUGACCAGGGUUCACGUAGUGAAUCAUCUGACGGUAGCCGACACACGGAACGCCACAAACAGGUGAAAAUAUUAGUUCCAAAUAGUACAGCUGGUAUGAUAAUAGGAAAAGCUGGUAAUUAUAUCUCUCAAAUUAAAGAAGACAGUAACGCUUACGUUCAAAUCUCUCAAAAAUCUAAGGAGAUGAAUUUACCUGAGAGAUGUGUAACUGUUGCCGGUGAUUUAUCUCAAGUAAAAAAGGCCGUCGAUUUGAUACUGCAGAAAAUCAUUGAUGAUCCUCAAAGCGGAAGCUGCCCAAACAUAAGUUAUGCCGAUUACAGGGGUCCAGUAGCUUCUGCUAAUCCAACUGGUUCUCCUUAUGCAACUAGUCAUCAAGGCCCGUCGGCUCCCGGUCCUACUCCAUCUCAUGUAUCUCCUUUUCAAAACCUUGGAACUGGCAUAAACAACCUUACAUUAUCAUCUGGAAAUAAUUCUUUAUUCGAUACCAUGAAAACCGCCUUGCGUAACGCCGGAUAUAGUGAAGUAGCUGUUGAAGAGAUUAGUAGCGCUAUGUUGACAUUAUUGAACUAUGGGUUUUUUGGAAUGGCUAUGCAACAACUAAUGACUCACAUUACAACUCUCCAGGCAGGCGGUGUUCCUCCACCGUUAAUGGCACCGAAUCCAGGUCCCCAUAACACAGGAACAAUGCCUGGUAUUAUCGGCCAAGGACCUAAUCCGGCAGCAGCAGCAGCAGUUGCCGCUGCAGCGGCAACAUAUCCUGGAACUGCUCCCAACGCGGCAAAUGCUACUACUGGAGAUGGUCACAGUUUCUUCGGACCUAUGGGCGCCACGACCACUUCGUCCAUGACUUCGGAUACUCCUGCAGAUUAUGUUCAUGAAAGGCCCGCUUAUGGAACUGCCCAAACCGGGGGCACAGUCACACAAGCAGGAGUUUCGGGAGCAGGCGGUGGAGACGCGAUGUUUAUCGGUCAGAAUCAGAAUUCAUUCGGUCUCGGUAUGUCAAUAGCAGGAAACGCGUCCGGAACAGAAGAAGAGGAUAAAAAAGAAUUGGAAGUUGGCGAGCAUAUUGUUGGGGCAAUACUCGGUCCAGGUGGAAGAGGAAUUGUGGACAUCCAACAACAGACUUGCACAAAUAUCCAAAUAUCGAAGAAAGGUGUUUAUGCACCUGGGACUAGAAAUAGAAUUGUUACUAUCACUGGAACGGCGUCAAACGUUCAAAGGGCUCAAACGAUCAUCGAGCAUCGCAUUGGCGUGGAGGAGGAAAAGCGAGCACGAACUAGCCGUUAG
Dimorphilus gyrociliatus is the source of this 1668-nucleotide messenger RNA. The record is from the annotation of a GenBank genome assembly. NCBI's taxonomy places the organism in Eukaryota, Metazoa, Annelida, Polychaeta, Dinophilidae.